AAACCGAACAAAUCUUUUACUGUAUUUUCUGUUUGCACCAGCUGAGUUCUGAGUUCUGACUCAUUUCUAAGUCGUAUAUUUACAGCUGCCACAAUCAUUGGUGCACAAUUGUUUCCCACACCAAAUUCUCAGCUUUCAUUCGUUGAGUUUGAGCCCGUGAAGCUCACGCAAUUCUUGAAAGUGGAAAACGAAAGGAAAAAAAAAAUUCCAAAACCCCCACUCAAAAAAAAAAAAAAAAAAAGCAUAAAAUUUAUGCACCCAAUACCCUCUUAAAUCCUCUCAUUCUUACUUUUAAUCUUAAUCUUUGGAGGGCCAAAAUCUUCAUUCAAACCCAGUGACUCAGAACACCAUGACAGAUCAUCAAGAGCCAAUGAUAAAAAAUGGGACUUUGAGUAACCAGUCACUAAUUGGAAAACUCAACCAGUGGCAAUGGUGGAUUUUGGUGGGGCUAAACAUUUUCUUCCUCAUUGUGGGCCAAGCUGCUGCUGUUCUUCUUGGGAGGUUUUAUUAUGAUCAGGGUGGCAAUAGUAAAUGGAUGGCUACUCUUGUCCAAACUGCUGCCUUUCCAAUCCUUUUGAUCCCCUUCUUUUUUAUUCCUUCCUCCAAGGAGCCUUCAAAUUCUUCAGCCCCACCCUCUUUUAAAAUUCUUGCCUCAAUCUACUUCUCUCUUGGAGUGCUCAUAGCUGGUGACAACAUGUUGUAUUCUGUUGGACUCUUGUACCUCUCUGCCUCUACUUACUCCCUCAUAUGUGCAACCCAAUUAGCUUUUAAUGCGAUUUUCUCUUACUUCAUCAAUUCUCAGAAGUUUACUGCUUUAAUUUUUAACUCUGUGGUUAUCCUUUCAUUUUCUGCUGCCCUGGUUGGAAUUAAUGAUGACACUGAUGGACCAUCCCGAGUUUCCAAGUGGCAAAAAGUAAUUGGCUUCCUCUGUACCCUUGGAGCUUCUGCACUUUACUCUCUUUUGCUUUCCCUGAUGCAGCUUUCCUUCCAAAAGGUUCUGAAAAAGGAAACAUUUUCAGUGGUUCUGGAAAUGCAAAUCUAUACAGCACUUGUUGCCACUUGUGUUUCUGUUGUUGGUCUUUUUGCAAGUGGGGAAUGGAAGACUUUGCAUGGGGAAAUGGUUGCUUUUUCUGCGGGGAGAGUUUCUUAUGUUAUGACCUUGGUUUGGACAGCGGUGGCUUGGCAGGUUUGUUCUGUAGGUGUUGUGGGAUUAAUUUUUGUGGUGUCGUCUCUUUUCUCCAAUGUAAUCAGUACUGCCUCUUUGGCUAUUACUCCUGUUGCUUCCGUGAUAGUGUUCCAUGAUAAGAUGAAUGGCAUCAAGGUAAUUGCUUUGCUUUUGGCUAUUUGGGGUUUUGUAUCUUAUAUUUACCAGAAUUAUCUUGAUGAUUGUAAGGCAAGGAGAACCCGGAACAAUGAUAGUGAAUCUCAAACUGGCCCUCUAUGUUGAUGGGUUUGGACUUUGGAAAUUUCCUAGAAACUGACUCUCAUGGAUGAUCUUUAAUUAUUUGUCCUCCCCCGCUGUGAACACUACCAGCCUCAGAAUAAAGCGUAUUUUUUACAGGUUUA
Molecule: messenger RNA, 1566 nt
Organism: Quercus robur (English oak)
Lineage: Eukaryota; Viridiplantae; Streptophyta; Magnoliopsida; Fagales; Fagaceae
Product: probable purine permease 11
Exons: 2
Coding region: 350-1447 (365 amino acids)
Cellular component (GO): membrane
Molecular function (GO): purine nucleoside transmembrane transporter activity
Source: RefSeq, a predicted model, not a curated record